GUCAUUUGCACCUCCAAUCUCCACUAUAAAUUAAGGGGUCGCGGCUCUCAUUCCUUCACAAAGCAAUAUUCAAAGUAUAAUAUCAGUUUCAAAUCCUCUUAUUCAAGAUGCAAAUUUUCGUGAAAACCCUGACUGGAAAGACCAUCACCCUUGAGGUGGAAAGCUCGGAUACUAUCGAUAAUGUGAAAGCUAAGAUUCAAGACAAGGAGGGCAUCCCUCCUGACCAACAAAGACUCAUUUUUGCUGGAAAGCAGCUUGAAGAUGGGCGCACCCUUGCUGACUACAAUAUUCAGAAAGAAUCAACUCUUCACUUGGUUCUGCGAUUGAGGGGUGGUAUGCAGAUCUUUGUCAAGACUCUCACAGGAAAAACUAUAACCUUGGAGGUGGAGAGUUCUGAUACCAUUGACAAUGUUAAAGCCAAAAUUCAGGACAAGGAGGGUAUUCCUCCAGAUCAGCAGAGGUUGAUCUUUGCUGGGAAACAACUUGAGGAUGGCCGCACACUUGCUGAUUAUAAUAUCCAGAAGGAGUCUACACUUCACUUGGUGCUCCGACUCCGUGGUGGCAUGCAGAUUUUCGUGAAGACACUUACUGGAAAGACUAUUACUCUGGAGGUCGAGAGCUCCGACACCAUUGAUAAUGUUAAGGCAAAGAUCCAGGAUAAGGAGGGUAUCCCACCAGACCAGCAGAGGCUCAUCUUUGCCGGCAAGCAGCUCGAGGAUGGCCGCACCCUAGCUGACUACAACAUUCAGAAAGAAUCGACCCUUCAUUUGGUGUUGCGUCUGCGCGGUGGAAUGCAGAUUUUUGUGAAGACCCUCACGGGAAAGACCAUCACUUUGGAGGUUGAGAGCUCCGACACCAUCGAUAACGUCAAGGCAAAGAUCCAGGACAAGGAAGGGAUCCCACCAGAUCAGCAAAGGUUGAUCUUUGCUGGUAAGCAGCUUGAAGAUGGGAGGACUCUUGCUGACUACAACAUCCAGAAGGAGUCUACAUUGCACUUGGUGCUGCGUCUGCGUGGAGGAAUGCAGAUUUUUGUGAAAACCUUGACUGGGAAAACCAUCACCCUGGAAGUUGAGAGCUCGGACACAAUUGAUAAUGUGAAGGCUAAAAUCCAGGAUAAGGAGGGCAUUCCCCCAGACCAGCAGAGGUUGAUCUUUGCUGGGAAGCAAUUGGAGGAUGGACGCACUCUUGCAGAUUACAACAUUCAAAAGGAAUCCACUCUUCACCUUGUCCUCCGUCUCCGUGGUGGCUUUUAAUCUGUUAAUCUUGAUGAAGUGAAUCGUAUUGGGUCUUUUAAUAUUUUGUUUUGUGGUUGUAAUUACUUUUAAUUCCUGAACUUUUAAAUUUCUGUUUGUGUUGUUCUUUUAAGUACUAUUUACUUUAGCUGCAAUAAAUUUUUUUAUUUGCGGUA
Messenger RNA from Mercurialis annua (annual mercury), 1408 nucleotides. Its product is annotated as polyubiquitin. The record is from RefSeq and is a predicted model, not a curated record. Lineage: Eukaryota; Viridiplantae; Streptophyta; Magnoliopsida; Malpighiales; Euphorbiaceae. The transcript is spliced from 2 exons. Gene Ontology annotation, molecular function: ubiquitin protein ligase binding; protein tag activity. Gene Ontology annotation, cellular component: nucleus; cytoplasm. The coding region runs from base 108 to 1253 and encodes 381 amino acids. Gene Ontology annotation, biological process: modification-dependent protein catabolic process; protein ubiquitination.